GUGAGUUUCAGUGAGCAUAUCCAGUUACACAGAAGACUUGUUCCAACAAUGACAGUCAUUAAGCAGAGAGGACGGAGGGGCAUUCUGCUCCCAUCACAGGCUGAGACCAAGAAAGGUGGUCCAGAGAAAUGUCUUCUAAAACCGAUUCUCCUCCAUCCUAUGAGGACUCCCUGAAGGAUCCUAAGUUUAAUAAUUACCCCUUCCAGGCACAACAUGGCGCCCCUCUUCCCCCUCCGCCGUCCUACAGCCCCAGUCCCGGCAUGUGUCCAGGCCCCGGCUUCCCUCCGCCUGUCAUGCCCAUCCCCACUCUGUCAGCAGGACUGUCUGCGUCCAGCCCAGGAGAAAUGGAUGACUUUUUCAGCGACCAGUGGGAAAGCACGUCCGUUCGACAUGCCUUCAUCAGAAAAGUUUACUUGAUUUUGACUGUGCAGCUUGCGUUCACCUUUGCAGUCGUUGGUGUCUUUACAUUUGUUGACCCAGUGAAGAUGUUUGUCACCCAAUACCCAGCAAUCUACUGGGCUUCUUUUGCUGUUUUCUUUUUGGUGUAUUGCAUUCUCAUAUGCUGCAAAGAGCCAAGGAGGCGUUUUCCAUUGAAUCUGGUGCUGCUGGGAAUAUUUACUGUUGCCCUGUCUUAUAUGGCUGGAACAGUUUCAAGCUAUUAUGAAACCAAAGCAGUGAUAAUCGCCAUGGGAAUAACAGGAGUAGUGUGCAUAGCCGUGACAGUGUUCUGCUUCCAGACGAAGGUGGACUUCACCUCCUGCGGGGGAUUUCUCUGCAUAGCUGCUGUUUUGCUCAUGAUCAUUGGGAUUGUUACAUCCAUCGUCCUCUCCUUCCAAUAUGUCCCCUGGCUGCACAUGCUCUAUGCUGCAAUCGGAGCCAUCAUUUACACUCUGUUUUUAGUCUACAACACUCAGCUUCUCAUCGGGAAUCGGGAGCUGGCCAUCAGCCCAGAGGAGUACAUCUACGGAGCGCUCUCUCUCUACGUUGAUAUCGUUCACAUCUUCCUCUUCAUCCUGCAAGUCAGCGGAGCGGCAACCGAGUAAAGCAAUCACCCAGCAACAUUUUAUCAGAAAAUCCUGAAUGUACAGAGUAUUUUGGGGAACAAAGUCACAUGUAUGCAUGCGCACCAAUCAAAAAAGUACUUUGUGUAAAACCUAUUCACCAUUAUGUAAACUUUAUUAUAGUUUUAUUUAUGUUUGUAACACUGAAGCACUUUGAUGCUCUCUUUGGAGCCAAGUAUGAGUGAAGAGAGGCACUUAUUUAUGAUGUAAUAUUUAUGUACAUAAGAAAAAAAAAAAACAUGUAUCUGAAUUAUCAAUCCUUUCAAACCUAAUUAUUAUUUUGGUAAUUUAUGUUCUUUCAGCUCCCAGCAAGAAACAAAAACAUUUUUCUUUUAAUUAGCCAUUUUUAUUUCCCAUUAAUUACUUAUAAAACACAUUUAGUUACAGGCAAACUGUUGAAAACCACAAUCAUUAUACUUAAUGUUUGUUCUGGUAAUACAAAGGACUCUGAUUUGUGUUACAGUUGUUCAAUCCACAUAAUUAACCCCUAGAAAACCCUUGUUAAUUAGAAGAUUAAUUAAACGUGUGCAGCCUCCUCUGGGAGUGUUCUGGCCCUUCCUUC
Gambusia affinis (western mosquitofish) is the source of this 1623-nucleotide messenger RNA. Its product is annotated as protein lifeguard 3-like. Gene Ontology annotation, biological process: negative regulation of apoptotic signaling pathway. The record is from RefSeq and is a predicted model, not a curated record. The transcript is spliced from 12 exons. The coding region runs from base 129 to 1043 and encodes 304 amino acids. Gene Ontology annotation, cellular component: Golgi apparatus; endoplasmic reticulum; membrane. Lineage: Eukaryota; Metazoa; Chordata; Actinopteri; Cyprinodontiformes; Poeciliidae.